UGGGCCAUCAAAAAGACCCAAAUAUUUCAUCAUCUACCUUGAGCAACCCAGAAAUAUUCUCUCUCUUCCCUCUUUCACCACCUUUCUCUCUCCUAUUCUUCGGUUCUUCCUUUAUUUGGGUCGAUCAAUUGACAAUGGCGUUGAGUUUGCUCAGAACUCUGGCAAAAUCAACCGCUUUGCGCUCGAAUGCGAAGAGCUUCUGCAUCGUUAGCACUGAGGUCGUCACCUCCCACACUGAUAAAUGGAUGCAGGAUAAAAGCAAGAAGUCUCCAAUGGAGUUGAUCAACGAAGUACCUCCCAUUAAAGUGGAAGGCCGAAUAGUUGCUUGUGAAGGAGCUAAGAAUCCUUUGGGGCACCCGAUUGAGUACAUAUGUCUCGACCUGGACGCACCAGCAAUCUGCAAGUAUUGUGGCUUGCGCUACGUUCAAGAUCAUGGUCAUCAUCAUCAUUAGAAACUGUUUUACCAAUUUGUCUAUGUAAUUCCCCAAUCUGAAAACUGAGGGAAUAAUGUCAAUGUAGCUUACAUUUUUGUGCUUGCAUCCUUGUUUCCAUGUAAGUCUUGUGUGCUCCUUGCAUUUUGCUUCACAGAACGACAACGGUUUAAUCCAAUGGACAUAGUUGAUUCUUGAAAAUAAUGAACACACUUAAUUUCAUUUUUUUUAA
Beta vulgaris subsp. vulgaris (sugar beet) is the source of this 663-nucleotide messenger RNA. RefSeq names its product NADH dehydrogenase [ubiquinone] iron-sulfur protein 6, mitochondrial. The coding region runs from base 135 to 452 and encodes 105 amino acids. The record is from RefSeq and is a predicted model, not a curated record. The transcript has 3 exons. Lineage: Eukaryota; Viridiplantae; Streptophyta; Magnoliopsida; Caryophyllales; Amaranthaceae. Gene Ontology annotation, biological process: mitochondrial electron transport, NADH to ubiquinone.